Molecule: messenger RNA, 1167 nt
Organism: Leptosia nina
Lineage: Eukaryota; Metazoa; Arthropoda; Insecta; Lepidoptera; Pieridae
Source: the annotation of a GenBank genome assembly
AUGGAACAUUUUGCUUUUAACAAAAAGAACGCACCUAAACCCUGGAAUCAAAGGAUAUAUAUAAGCCGUUUGAACAAAGUCUUCGGAAUCGAAGAACCAAACAUCGAUCACACAUUAAAGCCGUGGCCAUGCAAACCCAGGAAGAGAAGCUGUCUAUCAUCAGCUGAUUUCGUCCUUGACUUACCUACGCUUAACUACUCUAAUGUUCCAGAAAUACUAGACUGGAGUUGUAAUGACUUUCUGGUGGCGGCACUCGGAAAUGGUUACCACAUGUGGGACUGGGGAAGCCAGACGGUUUCUGGUAAAGGCUAUUCCAUUCACAAUUUUAACUCCUGCAAGUUUGAUCCGCGAGGAGAACUACUCUUGCUAGGGACUGAUAUGAAAGAAAUUGAGGUGCAUGACAAUACGAUAAAUAAGCGCAUUUCGCUGGGGACUUGUGUCUGUCCCAAACGUGGCUGUACAAGGGGAAUGGUAGCGUCGUUCACUCGUAAAUCGGAAUUGAUAAGUCACUUCCGGAAAGUCCCGGGACGACGCGGCCUCGCGAUCCAUUCCGUCCGGAUAUCACCAGACGCCCAGUUCGCUGCCAUCACCACUCUGUACUCGAAAGAAGUUCUAAUAGUUACCUGGCCGUACCUGAAACCGUUUCAUGUCUUCGAGUUCGAAGACUCUUUUACUACGACUAUAACUUGGCACCCCUGGCGAAAUUGUCUCCUAGGGCGGGGCGCAGUGACCAAGUGUAAGCAGGCUCACGUGUCCAUGUGCUUUCCGCCCAGCGGGAAAAUCGAAGAGGCGGUUCUCCCCGGCAGCGGAUACAGCCUGGAUACAAUGUUGUUUAGUGACACUACUGGCGAACUCGCCAUUAGUCUUUACGAUAGAGAUAAGGGGCUGCUUCACCCAAAAUCCAGCUCUUCUUUAUUGGUUAUGAGUGAUAUGAAGACCGUAGUUGACUUAUGGAAGGACGAGGGCAGGAUUGAGCUCAAUCGGGUAGUGACCAUGAUUUUCAGUCCUGAUGGAACUAAGCUUGCGACAGCAACCUCUGGUGAGGACCUGAUCAUCUGGAACUUUCUUCCUGAAACCAAACAAAAGGAGAAACCGAGAAGAAAGUACAAUUUCUCUGCCAUACCUGUAUAUAUGGACGCAUUGACUCACAAACGCGUGUUACGUUGA